UGUAAAUUUCGUUGGUGGGAAGAGUCGUUGCGAAAAUCAGGAAAAUGUUCCAAAAGCGCUGUAAUAAAUUGGAGUGUAUCAAUUGAACGCUUAGGCCUAGGAAGGUGCAAACAACUGGGGGGUAGCAGAGAUUCAAUUGUGUAUCGCUUAGGGUUAGUCGCCGGAAUUCACCCAAUUGGGUGGGGUCUUUUCAGUAGGACCCCACCAACAAUUUCGCACAGCCAAAAAAGAAAUCAAGCAAAUCCACCCUACCUUCACCUUAACUUGCACGAACCUUUUUCUUACCUCCACUGCGUUCAAUUCCUAUUCAACUUUUCUGCAUCACAGAAAAAAAAGAGACGUCGAGCGCCAAACAAUUCCUAACCGCUCAACGACCUCCAUCGAGGUAUGUUUUAAUAAAUAACUCUGUGCCAUGAGUUAAAUCAAUCCCCCAAUGCGCCCUUCAAGAAGCCGGAGGAGGGCAAUUAAGGACUCUGCCGCCGUCCACUUCGCAUUGCGAUGAACGAGUCGAAUCCUUGAUACGCACCUCCUCUUCAGCAUCGAGCGGGCAGAACCCUCCCCAAAGCGGCACAUUGGGGGAGGGCACUCUCCAUGCUCAUGGCUUUUGAAGGCUAAUAUAACUCUCCGAUAUGUAGAUACCUCAUUUUCUUCUCUGAACAACUUGAGAAUCUCACCCGAACACCGCCAAAAUGGUUAAGACUUCGGUUCUCAACGACGCUCUCAAUGCGAUCAACAACGCCGAGAAGACCGGAAAGCGACAGGUCCUCAUCCGACCUAGCUCUAAGGUCAUCGUCAAGUUCCUCACUGUCAUGCAGCGACACGGCUACAUCGGUGAAUUCGAGGAGGUUGACGACCACCGAUCCGGAAAGAUCGUCGUUCAGCUAAACGGCCGUAUCAACAAGUGCGGUACCAUCUCGCCCCGCUACAACGUCCACCUUGCCCACCUCGAGAAGUGGGUUGUCAAGCUUCUACCUGCUCGUCAGUUCGGUUACAUCAUCCUAACCACCUCUGCCGGUAUUAUGGACCACGAGGAAGCGCGUAGAAAGCACGUCGCGGGCAAGAUCAUCGGUUUCUUCUACUAGAGGGAUGAAUUAAAAAAAAAAGGAGUGAACGAAAAAAGGGAUAUGAACUGAACUGAAUGAAGAGCAUUUUCGGCGUUGGGGAGGAAUGGAUAAUGGCCAAGCUACAUGCUUGAUUUCUUUCAGCCAAAUAAGACCACGAUACCACGAAAUGCUACAUGAGUCCAGUUCGAUGCAAUUAACCUUAUUUGUGUUGCCAAGCCCCCUUUUUUUUAUUUUUUAAAGAGCCAUGUGAAGAUGCCGCCGGUUGUACUCCGGAGAACAAAGGUCCGCGAGUACAUGUGACUAAGCUCAACUAAGCUCGAUUAGGUAAUCCGUCUAGCACAAUAGUCUCAAUCCUUCCGUACGACGGUAACUCCUAAUUGAGCUUAAUCACCUUAAAGUUCUGUCAUCCUAUGAGAUUAU
This is a messenger RNA of Hypoxylon trugodes, 1484 nucleotides long. RefSeq names its product 40S ribosomal protein S22. Gene Ontology annotation, molecular function: structural constituent of ribosome. The coding region runs from base 690 to 1082 and encodes 130 amino acids. Lineage: Eukaryota; Fungi; Ascomycota; Sordariomycetes; Xylariales; Hypoxylaceae. Gene Ontology annotation, cellular component: ribosome; cytosolic small ribosomal subunit. The transcript is spliced from 2 exons. Gene Ontology annotation, biological process: translation. The record is from RefSeq and is a predicted model, not a curated record.